This is a messenger RNA of Cynocephalus volans (Philippine flying lemur), 2825 nucleotides long. RefSeq names its product fucosyltransferase 1 (H blood group) (gene FUT1). Gene Ontology annotation, biological process: carbohydrate metabolic process. Gene Ontology annotation, molecular function: galactoside 2-alpha-L-fucosyltransferase activity. The transcript is spliced from 2 exons. Lineage: Eukaryota; Metazoa; Chordata; Mammalia; Dermoptera; Cynocephalidae. Gene Ontology annotation, cellular component: membrane. Bases 144 to 1223 code for a protein of 359 amino acids. The record is from RefSeq and is a predicted model, not a curated record.
GCGGCGCGGACGGGAAGGCUGCCGGGCCGGGGAGCCUGGCGUUCGGGGCUCCGGGGACUGGCCGGUGUGGGCUGCACUUGCGGGCAGCGCGCCCUGGCCAUGCGGAGCAGACUGUGGAUCUUGCACCCGCAAGGAGCUCAGCCAUGUGGCCCCCCAGCCAUCGUAGGCUCUGCUUGGCCUUCCUGGUAGUGUGUAUUUUCUCAGCAAUUUCCUUCGUCUUCCAUAUCCACCAAGAUCUCUUUCGAAAUGGCCUACACCUGUCUGUCCUGUGUCCAGACCGCCACCUGGUGACAUCCCCUGUGGCCAUCUUCUGCCUGCAGGGCACACCGCUGGCCCCCAAUGCCUCUUCCUGUCCUCAGAACCCUGCUUCCCUCUCAGGAACCUGGACUAUCCACCCAGAUGGCCGGUUUGGUAACCAGAUGGGGCAGUACGCCACACUGCUCGCCCUGGCCCAGCUUAAUGGCCGCCGCGCCUUCAUCUUGCCAGCCAUGCACGCUGUCCUGGCCCCUGUCUUCCGCAUCACCCUACCUGUACUGGUGCCCGAGGUGGACCACCACACGCCUUGGCAAGAGCUGCAGCUACACGACUGGAUGUCAGAGGAAUAUGCCCACUUGAAGUCUCCCUUGCUGAAGCUCUCUGGCUUCCCCUGCUCUUGGACUUUCUUCCACCAUCUUCAGGAACAGAUCCGCAGUGAGUUCACCCUGCAUGACCACCUUCGGGAGGAGGCCCAGAGUUUUCUAAGUCAGCUCCGCCUGGGCCACACUGGAGAGCACCCGAGCACCUUCGUGGGUGUACAUGUGCGCCGCGGUGACUAUCUACACGUGAUGCCCCAUCGCUGGAAGGGUGUGGUGGGCGACAAGGUCUACCUCCAACAGGCCAUGAACUGGUUCCGGGCACGGCAUGAAGCCCCCAUCUUUGUGGUCACCAGCAAUGGCAUGGAAUGGUGCCGGGAAAACAUUGACACCUCUCAGGGCGAUGUGAUCUUUGCUGGCAAUGGGCAGGAGGGUUCACCAGGGAAAGACUUUGCGUUGCUCACACAAUGUAACCACACCAUUAUGACAAUUGGCACCUUUGGUUUCUGGGCUGCCUACCUGGCUGGUGGAGACACUGUCUACCUGGCCAACUUCACUCUGCCAGACUCUGAGUUCUUGAAGAUCUUUAAGCCCAAGGCUGCCUUCCUGCCUGAGUGGGUGGGUAUUAAUGCAGACUUGUCUUCACUCUAGAUAUUGGCUACACUUUGAGAGUCAGGGAGACUUUUUGGAAUAGACUAAUCAGUCUAGAGCUGGUGGUACGUGUCUCUGGAGGCCUGAGAGCUUCUGAAGAAGCUUGUGGUGGUCCUGAAGUAGGUGUGCACCAAUUGCCAGAGUGAUUCUAGUCGGCCAGACUUGGAGAGAAAGGGAGACUUUCCAGAACUGCCUGAACAUUCUUGAACCAGCAGAACAUCUUUUCCUGAGGGUUGACAAUGUCUGGAGAAAUUCAUGGCAAUUCUAAAAGCCACAGUACCCACUUGCUCUUCCCAGCCCAUAUCCAGAGAACUUCUAAAUGGCUGCCCCCCAGGAACAGGGAACCCCCCUCUAGUGUUGACCAUUCUGGUCUUUUCUAGAAGAGGUGUUUCUCCCCUGGGUCCUCAGAAGACUAAAGGAACUCAUGGUUUUUAUAGAGCAAGCACUUACCUACUCCCCUUCUGUUUAUGGAGUGAUUCUAGAAUGGGAUUUUUUUGUUCUAGGGAGGGCCAGGUCUAAUGCCUGUGAAAAGCCCUGCAUGGCUUUUCCAGAGGAGAAGGGGUUCUGAAAUUCCAGAUAACUUCAGUGAAGAAUCUAAUGAAGGUACAACUGGAAACGCAGUGCCAGAAAAAACAAAGAUAUGGAAGACAAACUAUAUCUCCAGGUGGCCAGCAUCUUUCUCUGCUCACAGGCUCUGGAAAAGCUGGGAUAGUUGGUGAGCAGAGUGGAACUCCAUCCAAUCCCUCUACCCCUGAGAAAGGCUCAAAGACUUUUUUGGAGCAGACAGGCUAAAAUGUGUGUGUAAGGUUGUGGAAUGGGGUAAGAAAUAGCUGCUAAAAUUCUGCAGAACUUCUUAAAAACCCAGGGACACUUUUUUCUAAGCUCAGAAACUUCCAAAGAUUGGUACAGCAUAUAUUGGCUCCAAGGUUAGGUUGCCUCUUACAGUUAAGGACGUUUCGUCCUCUGCAGCUGGCUGCUGGAGGUCUGGGAUCUAUUUUCUGGAAGUCAGCAGGCAUAAACAUGCCCUCUGGGCUUGUGGAAAGCUGGAGGGUUCUGUGUCCCUUGCCAACAACCAUUGUCUGCCUCUCAACUGACAGAACCACUAACUCUGUUUUGGGCAGGUCUGGGAUGAAAGGACACAAAAGUAUGCAGACCCCAGACCUAGCCUCAAACCCAGGCAAGAGCACAGGGUCUAACCAAGGAAGAUGGGGUUCUUGACUCAGAUUUCAGGAGCCUCUGGCUGCCUUGCGGAGGGUGAAGGAAGAUACGUUUAAUACAGUCAACUCCCAUCUCCCAUCCAUGUACCUAAGCCUCUCAGCUUCUCAGGGAGUUUCAGGGCACCAUUGCCAACUCCGCUCUCACAGGUAGGAGAGCAGGAAGCAUGAAUUAAAGGUCCAAUCGCUUCUAGGCUUUUUGGCUAAGGUAUAGUGUAGAAUCUAUUCUUACCUAUUUAAUAUCCGAUAUGUCUUAUACCUGAGGACAAUAUAUUAAAUGGAUUUUGGGGGGCUGGGAGAUGGAAUAGGAGCUCGCUCCAUCCGGUCCACACAUCAACCUGGUAUUGCAGUACCUCCAGGAUGGUGCAUCACUUUGGGGGGGAAUCAG